GAAUCUAAUCCCUUCGGGCAUCAUCUAACAGAAAACAUGGCGGCGCUCAGACGAACAUGCGCUGAGCUGACUCGUCGCAGUGUCAACACACAGAGUAGCAGCGUCCGUUCAUGUCUUCAGUUGGAGCACAUAUCGCCAACUCCGUUACCAGUCAGAUCAUUAUCAUGUGCAUCGUCGUUUAGGUCUACAAAUGUUACAAUAGGUUUUGGUCAAACAGUUCGGAACUGCCCUCAAGUGACCUCUGUCCACUUUGUCCACACAUCAAACACUAAACACAAGCGCGAUUACUAUGAUGUGCUGGGAGUGGAUCGGUCAGCAGAUGCUGCAACCAUAAAGAAAGCCUACUAUCAGCUUGCCAAGAAGUUCCAUCCUGACGUCAGCAAGAACGACCCCUCUGCUGCUGGCAAGUUUCAAGAAGUGUCCGAGGCUUACGAGGUCCUGGGAGACACCUCCAAGAGACAGCAGUAUGACACAUUCGGGAUGGCUGGGAGCGAAGGCAAUGCAGGACAGAGACAAAGUGGAUUCUCCAGUCAAGGUUUUGAAAACUUUCAUGGCUCUAUUGAUCCAGAGGAGUUGUUCAGGAAUAUCUUUGGUAAUGCUGGUUUCCGGAUGUCUGGUUUUGGCAACAUGAAUGACUUCGAGGAGUCCAAGUUUGGGUUUGCUCCAGCCUCAGAAAUAAUGAUGGACCUGACGUUUCAAGAAGCAGCCCGCGGCGUGAACAAGGACAUCAAUGUCAAUGUCAAGGACGUCUGUCCCAAGUGUUCUGGGAAGAAGGCAGAACCCGGGACAAAACCUGUCAAGUGCCAUUUCUGCAAUGGGACGGGAAUGGAAACAAUCAACACCGGGCCUUUCAUGAUGCGAACGACAUGCCGACACUGCUUCGGGAGUCGUGUGUUGAUCAAGACGCCAUGUACGGAGUGUAACGGAAAAGGCAGCCUCAUCAUGAGGAAGAGAGUCACAGUUCCUGUCCCAGCAGGGGUGGAGAAUGGACAGACGGUUAGGAUGCCCGUUGGCCGGCAGGAAAUUUUUAUUACAUUCAAAGUGGCCAAGAGUCGAGUGUUCCGGCGUGAUGCAGCUGAUGUUCAUAGUGAUGUUACUGUUAGUCUUUCACAAGCCAUCCUCGGAGGUACGCUACGCAUACCAGGGAUAUACGACGACAUACUGUUAACGAUCCCCAAUGGCACCCAGUCCCACGAGAGGAUACGCCUGCCAGGGAAGGGAAUCAGCCGUGUCAACAGCUAUGGCUAUGGAGAUCACUACGUCCAUAUCAAGAUUAAAAUACCCACGCGCCUAAGUGCGGAACAGAAAGCUCUGAUCCUGGCAUAUGCGGAACUUGAGAAGGGAGUGGAGGGGACUGUUGAUGGCGUCGCCAGAACACAGUCAGGUCUACAAGCCAUCAAUGAUGAGAGAGGACUUGUUGCUCAGAUCAGACAGGCGCUGAGAGGACUUGAGGACAAGACAGCACAGCUGGAGGACAAAAGGACAGAUGAUAAAAGAGAUGAUAAGAAAAUUAAACAGGAGGACAGUAAGGAAACAGAGGGCAAGAAAGAGACAUUUCAGGGUAGAGUCGACAACAAGAAAGAGACAGUUCGGGGUAGAGUCGACGAUAAGAAAGAGACCGCUAGGGAGGACGACAAUGAUGAUAGUGAUGAUGAGGGGAUGACGAAGAAAAGCUCCAGCUGAGAGAUGCUGCGUAAAGCAGUAUUGAUGCUGCGUACAGCAGUAUUGUAAAAUUAACAUUGCCUGCCAGCAACAGAAUUUGGAAAGCCAAUCAAUACAUUUUUAUCAUGAAAAACAUCAUAGUAUUUCUGUUGCAUAAAGAGCUGAUUUCUCGAACUCCCAAAGAAUGUGCAUGUCUGGAAUACAAGAAGAAUUCUUUCAUCAUGUGAUUGUAUUGUCUUGACUUUCAUCCAGAAUUUAAGCUUGGGUCAGGGAUUUGCUCAUGUUCACAUAAAAGAAAAGUAGGUCACCUCCAGUCCAGAACACCAGGGUUUGCAUGUUGUUACUGGUUUCCCACCUUGUGUUUGUGGCUGGUAAGCAUUGAAGCUCCAUUUAGUGCAUUCUCAUUUGUUUCCUGUUGUGCUGUGAUCCUCCAUGUGCUGUUUCAUGUGUGUCUCCUCCACAUCUGGAUGCAUCAGUUAGUGCAGUCAUUGUGGCCAGAACCUGUAAGCAGUCAUCUGUGAUUCUAUUUACCGUAUUAACAUGGCAAAGUUUGAGUCUUGACAAAUGACAGCUAUACUGGGAUCAUUAGGAAGCUGUUUUUACAUAUGAGAUGCUUGUUCUGCCUUUGCACACAUCAGCACACUGAAAAGCCUUGACAAACGGUUUAUUUGGUUCCAGUUAUUGUGAAGGGAAACACUUUUUUCAUGGGUUACAUGGGUCUGUAGUCAGAGAUUUCUGCCACCAGAUUACAAGUGUUACUCUCCAAUAUAACCCAGACAACCUAUAUGCAUGUAUUUAAUUUGAGUUGGUGAAAAGAUGAUUCAAUAGCCUAAUCUACCAACAUUGUUAGCUGAAGGUGUUGUACAGGUAAACCUGUAAAUAGGAAUGGUAGUGUCCAUACUGUGCUCAGAGAUGAUGUGAUACUGAAUGCAGAGAUGUUGGGAUCAGCUGCAGAUAUUCAUGUCCUACAGCCAACUCAUGGCAGAGUGCUACUUAGGUAACCAAUUUCUCAUUUGAAUGGAUGGAUUGACAAGCUUAUGAGAUUAAACCAAUAUUGGGCAUUUGGGUUAGCUGUUUGGGUGAGCUCUUGGAUGCAGCUGUUAGGAGCAGCCAUUAGCAGCGAGGAUCAGCCAUUGGCUAUCCCAAUGUCAGUUAUCUCUUAUGACAAGCAUGGAUUUUUAUAACUGAAACUGAUAACUGAAAUUUGAAGAUUGUUAUUCUGGGUUAGUUGUCAGAAAAUCCUUGUCCCUUAUGCUUAGAUAGUGAAGGAUCAUCACUUUGACUGAGAUCUAAUCCAGGCACGAUUGUGUACAGACCACCGUCAUAUAGCUGGAAUAUUGCUGAGUUCGACGUUCAGCAACAAACAAAUCUUUAUUUUAAGUAAACCAGUCCAUCUAGAUGAACAGUAAGUGUUCCUUUAACAAUUUUUUAUCAGGUAUCAGGAAUCUUACAGAAUCAUUAAAAUGAGAUAAUUCAUGUAAUGUUAUCAAAAGUAUUAUUGCAGUACCGGACAAGCAACAGGGCUCUGGGUUUAUAUGACAAAAGGAAUGUUACCUUGUUCCAGGUAUGUGUUCUUGUGUUAUACCUUGUCAUAGAAUGUAAUGAGACUGGGACUGGGACUGGCAGCUGGUCCUGAUGCUGCUGUAUGAAGUCAGUUGUGAUGUGGUACUUACAGAUCUGUGAGCAAGUAUAGGGGAUUUGUUGUUGAGUUUGCAUAGUUAAUAAAUGUAUGUGAGUGUGAGAGAAACAGAUGUAUAUCAUUGACUGUGUCAUUGCAUUUAAUAUAUGCAAAUAAUAAAUGCAUAGAAUUGA
Messenger RNA from Haliotis rufescens (red abalone), 3474 nucleotides. RefSeq names its product protein tumorous imaginal discs, mitochondrial-like. The transcript is spliced from 11 exons. NCBI's taxonomy places the organism in Eukaryota, Metazoa, Mollusca, Gastropoda, Lepetellida, Haliotidae. Gene Ontology annotation, molecular function: heat shock protein binding; ATP binding. Bases 37 to 1683 code for a protein of 548 amino acids. Gene Ontology annotation, biological process: mitochondrion organization; protein folding; negative regulation of apoptotic process. The record is from RefSeq and is a predicted model, not a curated record. Gene Ontology annotation, cellular component: mitochondrion.